UCCAGUUCAUCUCAUGCCGUGGAUGGUCGCUCGUCAUCAUGGCUUUGAAUAUUAGCUGCUGUUGGAAAGAGCUCUGUCUGCUCUCUUUCCUCCUGAUCUGUGUCAAUGGACAAACAUCAGGGCCAUAUUUCAUGGUGACGUUUCCUGCAGUGAUUGAGUCGGGAUCUGAGGCCAAACUGUGUGCAAGUCUUCUCAAGCCCAAUGAAAGCCUUGUGAUGAACAUUUAUCUGGUUCAUGGUAUCCAGAGCACAUUACUUCUGCAGGAGAAAUCUGAGGAAGAGUUUCAUCGCUGCUUUAACUUCAAGGCUCCUCUGGUCAAGGAAGAAUCAGUGCAGAAAAUGAAGGUCGAACUUCAGGGAGGAGAGACUUUCAAGACGACUGAAGAGAGAAAAGUCAUGUUCAAGCCUUACAAUGCUCUGACUUUUAUCCAGACUGAUAAACCAAUCUAUAUUCCAGGACAGUCAGUGAACUUCAGAGCUGUUACCAUGGAUACAAACUUUGCACCCCUUGAUCAGCAGUAUAGUUCAGUGGUUCUUGAGGACAGUAAAGGUAACCGGAUUGGCCAAUGGACAAAUGUUUCUUCAACAAGGUGGAUUUUGCAGCGUUCUUUUGAAUUAAACCCAGAGGCCCAUCAAGGCAUUUACAAACUGAAGGCUUUUAUUGGUGACAGGAUGAUCUCACAUGAUUUUGAAGUGAAAAAAUAUGUUUUGCCUAAGUUUGAAGUUACUGUAAAAAGUCCAAAUAAAGUAAGUGUUGAAGAAGAGGAUCUGAUAAUUGAGGUUUGCGGAAAAUACACUUACGGACAGCCUGUACCUGGUAAAUCAUGGGUGAAAGUGUGCCCUAAUUUUAGGCCCUACAUUUCUCCAAUCUCUCCCGACAUGUCAUUUUGUGUAAAGGAAACCAUUGAGAUCAAUAAGACAGGCUGUGCCAUCCAUACCUUAAAUGCAUCAGCAAUUUGUGACAACAAACUACCUUUUACAUCUCUUCGUGUUGAUGCAAUGGUUACAGAAGAAGGAACAGAGAUCACCAUGACAAAAUAUAAAUAUGUAUCUCUCACUUAUGAAAUUGGUAAAGUCACAUUUACUGACCUCCCCAAAACAUAUGAACAUGGAUCAGUUAUUGAAGGAAAAAUAAAACUCUCAAAUUUCAAAGGUGCACCAAUUCAAAACAAAACGGUUUAUCUUAUGGAGGGCAACGCUUGGUCUUCAAAACUGCUCCUAGAUCUCACUACAGACAGCGAUGGACUGGCCAACUUCUCUCUUAAUACAUCCAGUCAUUCUAAAAGGGAUAUUAAUCUAAUAGCAAGUGUCUAUCAAGAGGUCACAGAUUCUGACCACCACAAGCGACACACGCCUCACAUCGUUGCCGAUAAAAAAACAGUCCAGCUCUUCCGGCCUCCACACACCCCAACACAAAGUGAAUUGAUUAUAGAGAAUACUGAGCAACCAUUAAAGUGUGACUCUGAGUUUACUGCCACCAUCAAAUAUUAUUUUGUUGGAGAAAAAAUUAAAAAAUUAAAAACUGACAUCGUCUAUGUGGUCUUGUCCAGAGGAGUGAUUGUUCAUCAUGGAUAUGAGAAGGUUGAAGUGAAGAUUUCUGAUGGAGCAAAGGGCUCAGUGUCGUUCAAACUCUCUAUUAGUGCAGAUCUGGCUCCUGUAAUGCAGAUUGUGGCGUACUGUGUUUUUCUGCCCAGUGAAAUGGUUGUUGCUACUAGCAAAAAUUUCAACAUUGAAAAGUGUUUCAAAAACAAGGUAUCUGUGCAGUUUUCUCCUGGUAAAGCAGUUCCUGGUGAGAAAAACACUCUCCAGCUCUCAGCUCAGCCUGGUUCACUGUGUGGCAUCGGUGCUGUAGACCAGAGUGUCCUGAUCCUGAAGUCUGGACAACGUCUGGAUGCUGACAAGAUCUUCAACCUGCUGCCAGUGCAAUCGUGGUCAGAUUACCCUGAGACUGUUGAAGAUGAGCAGUGUCCCUUUAUCCGUUUCCGGACAGACACAUUCACUUAUGAAUCCUUAAAGAGAGUGGGAUUGAAGAUGGCAACAAAUUUGAUUGUGAAAGUCCCCAGGUGUCUGAUGGGUAGAUAUGUACUAACUUAUCAUUUUGACGUGUUCACAUACACAUCACUUAAAACUGCAAAUAUCACUUUUUUUCCAAUAGUUUCUUUCCUAAUGCCAGAUUCGCACCCGAGGUAUAAAGAAGAGGAUUUAUUUCAUUCAGCAGUGACGAUUCGUACUGUCUUCCCAGAAACGUGGAUCUGGGAACUUGCUGAAGUGGGGGACUCUGGGUCAGCGCAGGUUCCUGUCACGGUUCCUGACACCAUCACCUCUUGGGAGACCGAGGUCUUCUGCCUGUCCUCUGAAGGUCUGGGUCUGGCUCCUCCUGCUCAGCUGACCGUUUUCCAGCCCUUCUUCCUAGAGCUCUCUCUGCCUUACUCCAUCAUCCGCGGGGAGAUCUUUGAGCUGAAGGCCACUGUCUUCAACUAUCUGUCCAAGUGCAUCAUGGUUAGAGUGACUCCAGCUCCUUCCUCAGACUACACUCUCGAAGCCUCCUCUGAUGAUCAGUACUCAUCCUGUCUAUGUGCUAAUGGAAGAAAAACCUUUAAAUGGACCCUAACUCCCUCUGUUCUUGGAGUCUUAAACAUUACAGUCAGUGCAGAGGCAGAGGCGUCCCAGACUGUGUGUGACAAUGAGAUUGUGAGCGUCCCGGAGAGAGGACGCAUUGACACGGUCACACGAAGUCUACUCGUACAGGCGGAAGGAACUGAAAAGACAGAGACUCACAGCUGGUUCCUGUGUCCAAAGGGUGACAGUCUCUCAGAGGAAGUGGCUCUGACUCUUCCUAAAGAUGUGAUCGAGGGAUCAGCCAGAUCCUCUGUUUCAGUCAUUGGAGACAUAUUGGGUUGUGCACUGAGGAACCUUCAUGGAUUAUUACGGAUGCCGUACGGCUGUGGAGAGCAAAACAUGGCUGUACUUUCUCCCAAUAUUUACAUUCUGGAGUAUCUGGAGAACACGGAUCAGCUCACCUCGGCCAUCCGAGAGAGAGCCACGGGCUUCCUGAAGAGCGGAUACCAGAGGCAAAUGAACUACAAGCAUGUGGAUGGGUCAUACAGCACAUUUGGUAAUGGUGAAGGGAAUACAUGGUUGACUGCCUUUGUGCUGAGGUCCUUUGGCAAAGCACAGAAAUACAUAUUUAUUGAUCCAAAAAUUAUUCAGAGUGCAAAGAUGUGGUUAAUAAGCAGACGGGAUUCAGACGGCUGUUUUAUCCAACAGGGAACCCUGUUCAACAACAGAAUGAAGGGUGGGGUGAAUGAUAAUGUGACCAUGACGGCCUACAUUACUGCAUCAUUGCUUGAACUGAAAAAUCCAGUCACAGAUCUUGUCGUCAGUAAAGGUUUGUCAUGCUUGAGGUCCGUCAUUGAGGAUGUCAAAAACACAUACGCCACUGCCCUGCUCGCCUACACUUUCAGUCUGGCUCGAGACACGGACACUCGACAGCAGCUUUUCAAGAAACUGGAGGAUGUUGCUAUUUCAGAUGGCUCUUCUCUCCACUGGUCUCAGUCUGGCUCUGCUGAUGACUCUGAUUCUCUGGCAGUGGAGAUCAGCUCAUAUGUGCUGCUGGCUGUUCUCACUGCAGAUUCAGUCACUACAGCUGAUCUGGGCCGUGCUAACAGGAUUGUCAGCUGGCUUGUCAAACAGCAGAAUGCUAAUGGAGGAUUCUCCUCCACACAGGACACAGUGGUGGCUCUUCAGGCUCUGUCUUUGUACGCCACCAAAGUGUUCAGCUCUGGCGGCUCCAGCACAGUGACGGUACGGUUAGCAGGAGACACUCACCUCUUUAAUGUCAAUCAGGACAACAAGUUACUGUACCAGGAGAAGCAGCUGCAGAAACUUCCAGCCCAAUACAGCAUUGAAGUGAAGGGCUCAACCUGUGUGUCUGUGCAGAUGUCUCAGUUCUACAACAUUCCCACUCCUACUGAAGCAAAAACAUUGAGCAUUGAUGCCAAGAUUGAGGGAGAUUGCAAAACAUUGGGACAAAAUUUCAUUUUGUACUUCACUGUCAAAUAUGAUGGUCUACAGGAAAGGACUAACAUGGUCAUUGUGGAUAUUAAACUCUUAUCUGGAUUCACAGCUGAUACAUCAAUGCUUAAAACUUCUUCCGGAACGUACAGAAACCUUGUGGAACGGGUCGAUUCUAAAGAUGAUCAUGUCAUUGUAUAUUUGAAGGAGAUCCCACAAAAUAUUCCAGUGAAUUACCAGAUACAAAUGAAACAGGUUCUUCAAGUGAAGAAUCUCAAGCCAGCUCUGAUUAAAGUGUACGAUUACUACCAAACAAGUGAUCAGUCAGAGGCCGAGUACUUCUUCCACUGUGAAUGAAGCUGAAGUGCGUCACCUUAUAGUUCAGCUUGGAAAAAGAUGGUUGAACUCUCUAAUGUUUAAUAUUAUAAUGUUUAUUCUUUAUCUUGGACAAAAUCAUUUCCAAUCCAUCAGCCCAAAUUUAAACAAAUCCCCAAAUCCUAAUCAGUUUUUGGCUACGUCUCUUGAGAUCAUGACUUAUCAAUUCACAAUGCAUAUGAUUAAUAAAAGUGGUGAAAGCAA
Messenger RNA from Rhinichthys klamathensis goyatoka, 4592 nucleotides. RefSeq names its product alpha-2-macroglobulin-like. Bases 39 to 4370 code for a protein of 1443 amino acids. Lineage: Eukaryota; Metazoa; Chordata; Actinopteri; Cypriniformes; Leuciscidae. Gene Ontology annotation, cellular component: extracellular region. Gene Ontology annotation, molecular function: endopeptidase inhibitor activity. The record is from RefSeq and is a predicted model, not a curated record. The transcript has 35 exons.